GGAUAGGUUGGGUUGGAGAGAGUUGAAGCUUAGAGUUCAGAGUUAAGCAGAGGGGUACGACACACAGUCAUACAGCUAACACACCGUCGCGAGACAUGACACCACAGAGUUGCGGCUGCUGUGCUCGCCUUCCCGCGCCUGCUGCAGUUGCUGGCCGUUUGCCCGUCGAUAGCGUUAGGUUGCGUGAUGAUGGUGGUGCCGCGGGCUCCUCCAUGGGGACGGGGAAGGCGGUCGGAAUCUGGACCAGGUUCAGGGUUGGGAUUGCGGGCGAGAUGGAAGCGGCGGCUGUGGACUACCCCCGCGCCUCGGGAGGCAGCAGCGCCGUGGUGACAGUCGGCUUGGCGCGCAGUUCGGUGGGCGGCGAUCGGACUGGCGGACGAUUACGAUGGUGGAGGCGCGUGCGGCGGCGGUGGCGGAAGGAGAUGGCAGGGGUGAGGGGAGCAGGAGAGGAGGCGGGAAAGAUGCUGCGUGGCGGACGGUGGUUGCGCUCCGGGGCCAGUGGGAGCGGGAGAGCCACAGAGAAUGUUCUACGGCGCGCCUUCGCCGACUUCGAGCCGUCAUUGUCAAUCGCCGUUCCGCUCGAUGGUUGGAACGGUGGGGAAGGAGUUGAUCUGUGUGACGAAGUGAUGACCGAGAGUUGCGGCGGUUGUUUGGGUUGGAGAGAAGGGACGGUAGGAGGCGGGGAGGAGGAGAGAGAGGAGAUAGGAGAAGAGGAGGACGAGGAGAAAGGAGGAGACGGUGACGUGGCAAGACAUGGCGCGACGAUCGUUUCAACUUCCCUCGUCGUUGUGGGAUUGCUCGCGAGCGGCAGGGCCGAAGCCGGUGAUUGGCCGCCGCGGAAAACGGGGCCUGAGCGGCGGCACCUGAGAAGGCGGGAGGACUUGCUAACGGGGGAGAGAGACCAGCAAUCGGCGGGCGACCGGUGGAUGUGGCGGAAAGCCGGGGGGGGGGGCGGUGCGAGCGGCGCGCGCGCGCACGAACAAUCACCGAUCAUCGUUGCAGACAAGGAGAGGAUGACCUUUACGAUCGACUUAGCGGCCGCAAAGCGACGGAUGGAUGCCACGUGGCACUGGGGCAGGAGGGCGAUCGGACGGACGAUGGCAGGUGUUGGGGAGAUGAUGGGGGGCAGGGUCGAUUUGAGCAACGCGGCGAAGAGCGCUUCGAGCCGCGUGAGAGAGGCGAAGCGCGCCACAAACGUUACGGUCCGUAAGUAUCAGAGGAAACUGGAGAGGCUAUCUCAGCCGUUAAGGGCGAGUGUGGUGAUCGGUCCGGAUGGAAGGAUACGGGCGACGACACGUGGCGAGCAGGCCAAGGCUUGGGGGUUGCUUCUUGUGGGAACCAUGAUGACGAUCUUGAUCGGUAGAUGGGUGAUCGUGAUGGCUCGGCGGAACCGAUGGGGAUGGGAGGAGUGGUAUAGCGACGACGAUUAUCGCAAGAAUCCACGGAAGGUGGUGCGCGACCGGUCGCUUGGUGGAAGGGAGGUGGUCGUCGGGGACGGGGAUAACCUAUGGCAAGCACUGAGAGCGAGGUGGAAUGGGCGCGGAAGAAGCGGGGAACCGGGCGGAACGACGGCGGAAGGACGUCGCAGCAGGACUGCCAGCAAUGGCAGAGUACAGCGAACCAUGGGACCUCUGGACGAGGCGGAAGAUCGUGCGACCGCGAGGUCGGAGAGAGUGUUAUUUGCACGCGCCAAGCGCCCGGGUGCUGUCUCCGCAGGCACUCGCAGGAGAGGCAGGGAUGGGAACUCGAAGCCGCCGUGGUGGCCGUCUUCGCCAGAAGCAGCUCCGCGACUGCCUUCGGAAAAGCAGGACAAAUGGCGGGCAGAGGCUGAAGGUGUAUUGAAAUACAUGUUGGAUGCCAGACUUGCUGGUCAGGACUUCAGGGAUUCUGAUUUGCUGGAGGCAAGUUGCCACAUCAGUAGGCCACGCCAGCAGGCCAUGACAGCGGUGCAGUCUUCUGCGGACUUGGAACAAACCGCAACUAUGGACCAUAGGGAAUGGGAGUCUGAUGUGGACGAUUUGUUACGCCGUGAGCCAGGUGAAACCGACGACACCUACAUAGUCCGCCUGAACUCCAUUACUGAGGAGCUCGAGAGCAGACUGGCCGCAAGUACCGCCGCUUGCAAGAAGAGGGAGGCAGAGGCAGAGGAGGCUCGCCGCUUGGUAGAAGAUGCAGCAGCUGCAGAACACAGAGCUCCGCAAAUUACUUUGCCGGUAUCUGUGGCAGCGAACAAGGGACAGCUAGAACAACAACCUGUUGUUGUGGCCGCAGACUCACCGGCCAUCGAUAUUUCGGAACACGUUACCAUGGGCAAGGGUGACAUGGUAGCAGCACCCCGGAGAGAUCCGACAUCGGCGGAGGCAGAGAGGACUCACCUGGCUAACUUGAUGCUGGGCAUGAUGAGAGGCAUCGUGUGGAAUAACACACUGCUGCAGGCACAUCUGCGCACGGAACGACAGCAGCGACAAAAGUACCAGCAAGACAUUGCUGUUUUAACAACUGCCCUCCGCGCCGAAGCAACGCAGCAGCAGCAACAACAUCAACUGUUGAACUCCACUCUCGCACGCAUCAACAACAUUGAGGCUAAUGCCUCAGCAGCGCCAGGCUGCACGACAGACGCGACGAAGCAACUCAAUGAGCGCAUCGAUCACGUCAUCACCAUCAUCGGCGACAUAGGUGUUUUCAAUGGGCCGGACACGAUCAGUAGCACGGUGGACGCCAUCAAGACGGACAUCACCAAGCUGCAGACGAGACCAGACGCUGCUACAAAGACCUACAAGAUGCCGCACUUCGACAUCAGCAAGUUCGACGACUACAACAAGUCGGACGCCUUGACACGGUGGCAACGUUUCCUAACGGAAGCAUCAUGCCGCACGGUCCCAGCAGACGACAUGAUGAAGGCACUCUACUUGCAACUAAUUGGAGGAGUGCAGGCUUGGAUGAACCAUCUGGCGGCUACCAACAAAUGCACCAUCGCCGAACUCCACACGCACAUCACGUGGAAAGAGUUCGAGAAGCUAUGGKUYACYCGGUUCAUGGUCCGCAACGUCGUGAAGGCGGCCAUGAACGAGGUGUACACCUGCUCUCAAGGAAAUAUGCCAACUCGAGACUGGACAACCAAGUGGCAGAAGAUAGUGACCACGCCAGGAUUCGAUUUGAGUUUUCCAAAUCAACGAUCCGAGUUCUUCUCGCGAUCAUGCGCGGGACUGCGGUCGGCACUCGGCAACGAGUACGACUAUGACACGUUCCAGGCCAUUCUGGAUCGUGCGAACUUAGUCAUCCAAACGGAUGACAAGGCCGCAAACGAACGACAGUCCCAACCGCAUUAUGUGGCUAAGCAGGGCUAUCAACGUCUGACACAUAACAAUGCCGUGAUUUCUGAAGAAACAGACGAUCUCCACGCUGCAGCAGCAUCCUCGAGUGAUGGAGGAAUUGUAGCAGCGCUCCCGCCGAAGCGUCCCAAGAGAGUUCGGAAGAACAACGCGACACAAGAGACAACAUCGACGGGAACUGGGCAGCAGCCAUGGACGGCUUACAAGAUAACCAAGGAUGUCUAUAACCUUCGUCAAAAGACCUUGGACGAGGGAGAAGAAAGACGGCUUCGUGCCGAACGUAGAGCCCGUGCUCUAGCAGCAGGACUACAGGAAGCAAACAGAGUGGCAAGAGAGCGGGCAACAACAGCCAGAGCAGCAACAAUGGCUAACGGUACCAGCUCUGCUGCGUCAUCGUCUGUGUCCUCGUCAGGGACUAGUGGGACUCAACUGGGAAUGCCACUGAGUUCCACGAGUUCCUCGGGCACUUCCGGUUCAACAGGGUCUAGACAGUCUUCUAGUCAAAUGGCGGGCUCGCAGUUCAGCCCGUUGACCCCACGUGAGAGGGAGCUCAGAGAGAUCCAGCAGGUCGAGAGGCUCCGCCAGCAGUUAGAGGAGGAUCUGAAGAAAGCAACCGAUAGAGAAAGAGAGAGAAAAAAUAGAGCGGCCAGACUUGAUACGUUAGAGGCUGACAAGGCUGCGUUACAGGGAUUGGACGAAACAGGUUUGUCUGACACCCUGAAAGUGUUGAAGAACAACAUGUUGUCACUGCAUGCGCACGUAGACAACAGGUUGGACUUCAUGCAGAGCACUUUGGACCAGAUCCUGGAUGCAUUGACAAAGCCAGGAUUCCGGCCACCAACACAAUCGUCGUUGCCGUUAUCGGCGAUGUUAGGCCCCUUUCCAGUUCAAGCUGGUACCCAGCCUGGUGGUACGUCUGCAGCAGUCUCACAGACUGUUGCAUCUUCUUCUUCGGGUCCAGCGGUGGUUGCUACACCACCGCAACAACCUGUCUCUCAACAGGGGCAGCAGCAAGGUCAAUGGUACCCCAAGACCGCAAUGAAACCGCCUCUUGCCUUCUCAGGCGAGAGGAAGGACGAGGAACUCAACACAUGGUUGAGGACGGUCCCGGUUUGGGUGAAGGCCAAAAGGAGCUUGCCAGAGGAUGAAGUGGUAACUGCGGCAUCUUACCUAGAGGGUAAGGCAUCCAAAUGGUUAGAUGGGGUAGUUGUGAAAGCCGGCUACGGGCGACGCAUGGCGGACUGGGCCAAGUCUUUGACUCUAGACCAGUUCAUGGAGAUGGUAGAAGCUCGAUGGCAUAACCCACAGGAGGCGCAAAGGGCCACUGAUGCCAUAAAUAAACUAGACCAGCGCAAGUUUCGGUCAGUUAGAGAGCUUACGACUACCGUUGAAAGCCUGAUCCUCGUCUCGGGCAUCAACUAUAGUGACCAGUUCCUGUUAACUACUUUCAUUAGAUGUCUUCCAAAGAACAUCAGGAACUUACUAGCCAGUGAGGCACGCACCGAGUACCACUCAUUUGAGACAUUGUCUAGGAAGGCUUUAGAUUUGGAGGCCACGCUAGGCAAUGCUCAACCCACCUCAGGAAAUGACUCAAAGAAGAAGAAGAGUCCUCAGGAGUGGAAGAAGAAGGGGGCGAAGUUGAUGAUGGUGGAGUCUGAUGGGACUCAAACAGAGAUCGACGAGCUCUCUGACCUGGUGGACUACACCGAGUUUGACGGCGAGGAGAUAGCUGAGGGUAGCACCCUCGCCGCGGUAGUAAAGACUAAGGCAGGUGGCCGAGGGAAGGGCCAACCUAGGGGUCAAGGGAAGGCCGCCUCCAAUCAGACCAAACAGGCUGAGUGGGUAAAGGCAGGUCUUGAUCAAGACGUGUGGCGUGAUCGCCGAAUGCGUGGCGCUUGUAUCAACUGCGGAGAAUACGGACACACGCAGUGGAAGUGUCAGAACGCUUAGGUUACGCAAAAGGUUGCGCCAAAAGUUGGGGCAACUUAUUCCCAGGCUUCUAGCUCGGGAAACACGUGAGGCCAGUGGAAGUAGCAGCUGCUUCUACUCAAGAUGAAGUAGGAAUGAUACCCUCCCUACUUCAUGACAAGGCCAAGGCUAAUGACCCCUUAGUCACCCCGCAGACACAACUAGACCAAACUAUGCUCUGUACGUUAGAUGUGUCUGAAGCCUUAGAGGACUUGGAGAGUGAGUGGUCAAACAAGGACCCUCGCGAGUCUUGGGUGGCGCUGAGGAAAGGGCCUAGAGGGGAACAUUUCGUGGUGGAAGUGGAUGUAGGAGGCCGCAAAUGUGGUGCCUUCAUAGACAACGGAUCCACGCGAAAUUAUAUAAGUCGCGAUUGUUUGGAAAGGUUGCACCUACAGGACUGGGUACGGCACCUUAGUAGACCAGUAGCAUCUACUUUGGCCAACAAAGAGCGCAUGAUUGU
This is a messenger RNA of Chara braunii, 5760 nucleotides long. NCBI's taxonomy places the organism in Eukaryota, Viridiplantae, Streptophyta, Charophyceae, Charales, Characeae. The record is from the annotation of a GenBank genome assembly.